Messenger RNA from Rangifer tarandus platyrhynchus (Svalbard reindeer), 366 nucleotides. Lineage: Eukaryota; Metazoa; Chordata; Mammalia; Artiodactyla; Cervidae. The record is from the annotation of a GenBank genome assembly.
AUGGCAGACCUAACUGAGGAAGUGGAGGAGGAGGGGGAGGAGGAAGAAGAAGAAGAAGAAGAGCUGGCGAUACACAGUGUCAAUUUGGAGGAAGAGGCGUCGAGCUCAAAGCAGAGGAAGAGAAAGAAUUCUGAGCCGUCGUCAGACGGCUUGCACCGUAAAAAGGUCAGAUUACCCUAUUCAUGUUCUUCCUCUUCAUCCCCCACCCAAGAGGCACCCUGCCCUUGCCUGGCACAAAUCCCUCCUCAGUGCACACCCAUUCUCUCAAAGUUCUCCUUCCCAUCCUCCUUCACUAAUGUCUUUUUGGAUGACUUUGUUUUCUUACCAGCUGUUCAAGCUCAUGAGGGAGGUAAGCUCGACCCUUGA